AUGUCAAACAACAACAGCAGCCAUCAACAAGACGAUAUAGUCGCUUACAGCAACUCGGUGCCUCCUCCACCUUAUUCCGCGGACAACGCGCAAUACGAUCUGACACCUAUCCCACACACCGAGAAUAGGCCAAGACUUCCCGAGGAAAAGAGAAACGCCCUUCUCACCAAUUUACCCGAGGAUGUAAAGAUCGUCAAAUUCCAAACUAUUGUUCGUGAAGGCAAGGAGAUCGUCGUGGGCAGAAUCAAGGUUCCCACUCCCGGCUCCAUAACGCAUGCUUUUAUCCUUCGUCGAUACGACACCAAUGCAAUCUCCCUCACCACCAUGUACAAGGUCGCUUUCCCCGGCGCAACGGAUGACGACGAGAGAAGGGAGAUGGAUUGGGUCAAAUCCUCUUUCGACACUCGAGGCACCAACGGUGGUCGAGGUAGUGAAGUCGUUAGACUCGCUGGUCAAUGGGUCAGCAGGCACCUGGCUAUCCACCUGGCUCCGGCUUACAAUUUGUCGGAGUUGAUCGCGUCACUCGCUCGAGCAGUCCCCGACCCGAAUGUCGCCUACCGAAAAUCUCAGCGAUCACAAGCUGCUUCUGAGGAAAUGGCUCGACAGACCGACCCGGCUCCUGCUCGACCUGUACCAUCAAUGACUCCCGCUGAGACUGCUUCUCCCGCACCCAAACGACAACGAAGAGAACCUUCUGCUCCCGCUGCUGCUUCGUCUAGUACCGCUGCUGAGAACGCUCAAGACGACGAAGAACGACAUCUGACUCUCGAAUCAACUACUACUGUCACUGCUCCUGCCGGUGCCACUGUGGAUAUGGAGGCAGAGAUUGAAUCAGCUAAGCAGUUGGUUAUGGAUUUGAAGAGAGAAUUGAGACUCAGAGCUGCUGCUGGAGAAGAAUUAGAAGAACAAGGUGUGGAGGUUCCUGAGGAUACAAGGGGUACUAAGAGAGGCAAACGUGAUGAUGAAGGUGUUGUUAUUUCCGGUGGUGCUAACGGUAAGGGCAGGUUUGUUCGAAAGAACAACCGAGUGGUUCAGGAUGGUCUUCUAGGUCAGACUGGUCAAAAGAUCGCUUGGGGAACCAUUAUCUUCAGUUUAGGUGUCGGUGCUGCUACGCUCCUUCCCCAAUACGUUUCUAGCUUUUUCUGA
Kwoniella shivajii is the source of this 1146-nucleotide messenger RNA. RefSeq lists its product as uncharacterized. The transcript is spliced from 7 exons. The record is from RefSeq and is a predicted model, not a curated record. Gene Ontology annotation, molecular function: DNA binding. Lineage: Eukaryota; Fungi; Basidiomycota; Tremellomycetes; Tremellales; Cryptococcaceae. Gene Ontology annotation, cellular component: nuclear membrane complex Bqt3-Bqt4. Gene Ontology annotation, biological process: meiotic attachment of telomere to nuclear envelope; mitotic telomere tethering at nuclear periphery. The coding region runs from base 1 to 1146 and encodes 381 amino acids.